CCAAAAAUAAAACACUACAUACUGUCUCGAGAGGUUUGUCCUGUCUCGCUUUCUUCCCAAUUAUCUGUCAACAGCGCAUAUCGCACCCACUUUUAGGAGGAGUCUGUCACCCAUCUCUCGCCUUUGGCAGAGAAGUCACUCAUCGCGAUAUGGAGUACAAAGACAUAUGAACACGGGGAUCAGCUGCGUGAGCAGUCCGAACACCAGCAACCACCUCAACCCAAAACAACUCAACACCCACUCGUUAUACCUCUCAGUGCCUCAUCAUCUACAAUGCCCCGCAGGAUCACCUGGCAAGGCAUCAAUGAGCAUCUAAACUUCUUCCGAUACCAUGUCAUCCUCUUCACCUUUGUGCCCAUCGUUGCGGCAUGUAUUUUUUACGCUGCCAAUGGGACAGCAACUGGAAACGCCAACAGUCCCGAUGUUGGGAUUCAAAAGGUCCUCUUCAUUGACUCAUUGUUCUUGUGCUAUUCAGCUAUGACAGUGACGGGUCUAGUGACUGUCAAUCUCUCGGCCGUACAUCCCUUUCAACAAGUCAUCUUACUGGUCCUGUUCGUAUGUGGUGAUCUGACGUUUGUCUCCUACAUCAUGGUCUUGAUACGCAAGCGAUUUAUACGCGUCCAUUGUGAAGAAGCACUACGAAACACGAAUUCGCUUAAACCAUCCCGGACCGGGACACUACUAAGACGAGCAUCCACUUUGCCAAUCAGUGGCUUCAGAUCCAACCUCAGGCAUCGUUUCAAAGGUGGAAAGAUCAACAUCUCUGGACCGACAGAUGGUCAUGCCGUCAGUCGGGUUAUUGAAGACAAUCAUCCCAGGACAAUGACCCAUCCGGAAGAUUCACCCAUGUCACCUCCACGCAGAGACUCUCGGCUAGCAUCUUUCGCCUCUCAGCACGAUCUUGGUGCGGCUCAACUGCCGACUAUCGGUGAGAGUACUCAGGGCAGCUCGUCCGUGUCCGAUGAGCGCAAGAGCUCCAUCCAAUCCCCCCCUCCGGAACAACAGGAUGUACACCAGAACCAUCACCCUGGGCACAUCGCGUUUGAUUCGCCAUCCAAUGCGCAGUAUAGGGACAGGCAAUUGUUAAGGGAACGCACCCGAACCAUGACUAUGGACCGAAGGCGAUCCAUGUCAAUGGAUCGUACAAGGACCACGACUAUGGAGAGACACCCCACCAUAACGCUUGAUCGAGCGAUGACCACCCGCCUAGAUUCUCAUAAUCACAUUCCUUUUGCAAGCCCUCAAAAUCUAGGAAGGAUGCCGAAGCCAAUCCCAUUACACAUACCUCGAGGCGAUCGCAACAUGAACACGGGUUACGGUGGAUUCUCGUACCCACCAUACCUUCUGUCCUACUUGAUACCCAAACGAUUCCGGGACAAGAUAUGGCGGACAGUCUCAGGUCAUCAGGAGAGAAAUACGCUGCUAAUGCAUCCGACAAUCGCACCGGAAGGGAUCAGUCAAGGCGGACGUACGGUCGAGGUCAAUCCGGUUGUCGAGGACAGCUUUGGUGCCAUGGUCAGGGCAAAAGUUGCUCGAUGGAUGCCUGAUGGCAUGGAGCAUUUGGUCAUUGGUCGAAACAGUCGAUUCUUCACGGAAGAGCUCGACAGGGACGCGAUAGAUCAGCUUGGGGGUGUUGAAUAUAGAGCGCUGCGGAUGCUGUCGUACUUCUUACCUCUGUACAUUAUGCUGAUCCAAAUUAUCCCGUUCGCCAUCAUCGCCAUCUACCUCACUUCAGUCUCAGAUUGGGAUUAUGUCUUUCAGAUGCAGAAGGGCGCUCAAGACGUCACGGUGGAUAAGACUUGGUUCUCGUUCUACUUGACGGCUUCAGCGUUCUCCGGUUGCGGCAUGAGUCUGUUGGAUCAGAGUAUGGUGCCUCUCAAUCAUACCUACUGUGUACUCUAUUGCCUCUUGUUCGUGAUCAUCCUAGGCAAUCAUGCUCUACCCAUGAUGUUGCGAUUGCUCGUAUGGAUAGCUUGCAAGAUGACUCGAGAGGGAAGCGAGAUGAAUCAGACCUUGCACUUCUUGCUUGAUCAUCCGAGACGGUGCUAUUUGUACUUAUUUCCAAGCCAGCAGACAUGGUAUCUCACUUUCGUUUUCGUAGCUUUCAUGGGCGUCGAGAUAUUUGGAUAUCUUGUCCUGGAUAUUGGUCUCAGUGUGCUCGAGAUGAGCCCAUUCCAACGCUUUAGCGAUUCAUUUUUCCAGUCUGCUAGUGUCCGAGCGACAGGCUUCGCCAUCAUCGGGAUUUCCAAUCUCGCUCCCGCUGUCCUAUUUCUCUACGUCAUUCUGAUGUACGUUGCCAUCUAUCCUAUCGCGUUAUCCGUUCGAGCCACCAAUGUCUACGAGGAAAGAUCUCUCGGAGUGUUUGAAGAUCACAGUGAUCUCAAGGCGGAGAAUGAGCCAGCUUUCCGAGGCCGUAAGAGUGAAGUCUUCGGCAAAUACCUCUGGUGGCAUAUGCGUCGUCAGCUCGCGUUUGAUAUUUGGCCGUUGGCCGUUGCGAUCUUUACUAUUGCCUGUUUUGAGCGUGGAAAACUGUUGGAUCCAAACCGAUCAGCUUAUUUCGACAUUUUCCGAAUCAUCUUUGAAUGUACCAGUGCGUACUCGACCAUUGGACUAUCUAUGGGUACGCCCAAUAACAAUUUCUCAUUUGCCGGAGAGUUUGGAACGUGCUCAAAGCUUGUCGUCAUUUUAGUCAUGCUCCGUGGUCGCCAUCGAGGAUUACCACUGGCUAUUGACCGAGCCAUCAUUCUGCCUCACGAAUACCAACAAAUCGGCAAGAAGGACCCUGCCCCUGCAUCGGCCCAGCCCGGGCAAAAUGGGUCUCAUGGCGAGUCCAACGAGCCACCAGACCACACAGUCCAAUCUCAAGUGUAACAUAUUCCCUU
Kockovaella imperatae is the source of this 2882-nucleotide messenger RNA. RefSeq names its product cation transport protein-domain-containing protein. Gene Ontology annotation, cellular component: plasma membrane. Gene Ontology annotation, molecular function: high-affinity potassium ion transmembrane transporter activity. The transcript has 13 exons. Lineage: Eukaryota; Fungi; Basidiomycota; Tremellomycetes; Tremellales; Cuniculitremaceae. Bases 274 to 2871 code for a protein of 865 amino acids. Gene Ontology annotation, biological process: intracellular potassium ion homeostasis; potassium ion import across plasma membrane. The record is from RefSeq and is a predicted model, not a curated record.